Penicilliopsis zonata CBS 506.65 is the source of this 1305-nucleotide messenger RNA. RefSeq lists its product as hypothetical. The transcript has 4 exons. Gene Ontology annotation, biological process: biosynthetic process. NCBI's taxonomy places the organism in Eukaryota, Fungi, Ascomycota, Eurotiomycetes, Eurotiales, Aspergillaceae. The record is from RefSeq and is a predicted model, not a curated record. Gene Ontology annotation, molecular function: acyltransferase activity, transferring groups other than amino-acyl groups. The coding region runs from base 71 to 982 and encodes 303 amino acids.
GUCAAAAGAACUACCCCGGCCAACAGGUUGAUUCUUGACUGGCUAUUUUGUUUAAAACAUAUCUUGAACGAUGGAACAAGAUUAUCAGAUCUUCAAGCUGGGAGACUGGGAGCUCCAGAGUGGAGAGAAGAUCCCAGACGCCCAUCUGGCAUACAAGACCUUUGGCGACCCCAAGUCCCCUGCCAUCGUCUAUCCCACCUGGUUCUCGGGAGCCAUCGCGGACAAUGUCUGGCUGGUCGGCAAAGACAAAGCUUUGAACCCCAGGGAGUUCUUCAUCAUCAUCACCGCCCUCUUCGGAAACGGACAGUCGUCGUCACCGUCGAACCAGAAGCAGAUCGAGUCCGAACCCGUGCCGUUUCCCAAGUGUUCCUUCUACGACAACGUUCGGGCGCAGUAUACCCUUGUGACGCAGCAUCUGGGCAUCACACACCUGCGGGCAGUGAUCGGGUGGUCGAUGGGAGCCGCGCAGACGUUCCAGUGGGCGACUCAGUACCCGGAUUUCAUGGAUCUGGCGAUCCCCUUCUGCGGCUCUGCCAAGACCUCGGUGCACAACCAGGUCUUUCUUGAGGGAGUGAAAAGUGCCCUGCUGGCUGCUAAGAAGACUGUUUCUGCUGGCUCGGGACUGAUCGGUCUUUCCAAGACCGGCGAGACGGUCAGGGUCUGGUCGGCGGAAGAGAAGGAACUCGGCCUGAAAGCUUUUGGAAGAGCGUAUGCUGGAUGGGGGUUCAGUCAAGCGUUCUAUCGGGAGAAACUCUACGAGACGGUCUUGGGAUACAAAGACCUGGAAGACUUUAUGCAGAACUUCUGGGAAAAAUGGGCUUGCUCGAAGGAGCCGGAAAACCUUCUUGUCAUGCUCCAGACCUGGCAAAAUGGAGAUGUUUCGCUGCAGGGACCAUACAAUGGGGACUUUGAAAAGGCGAUCGCUUCCAUCACGGCCAAGACGCUGGUUCUACCGUGCAAGACAGACCUCUAUUUCCCGUAAAUACCCACAUUCUGCUAUCGCCAUUCCGACAUAGUGAUACUAAUCGUUUCUAGCCCUGAGGAUUCUGAAUAUGAGGUCAAAUGUAUGCAGCCGGGUAUCGGAACGCUGAACGCCUUUCCUUCUAUCUGGGGCCGUAAGCAGAUUGUCUUCUAAGAGAUCCUGGAGAUCACCCGAGCUAAUAGUAUUAUUCAUUGCAGACUGGGCUGGAGGCCCUGGAGACAACAAGGACGAUGUCGAAUGGCUCGAUAAGCAGAUCGCCGCAUUCUUCCGCGACAACGCAGAUCGGGGUGCAGGGGCAGAAGAUGCUGUCGAAAAGAGCCUAG